AUGGGUUUGUUAAUGAAAGCUACCGCAGCAAGACAGUUCUCUACGACGAGAAAUCUUGCUAAGAAAUUAAAUAAAUAUUCAUAUGUGAUCACUGAACCCAAAGGUCAAGGUGCUUCCCAAGCUAUGCUUUACGCUACAGGGUUCAAAAAAGAUGAUUUCAACAAGGCUCAAGUUGGUGUUGGUUCAUGUUGGUGGUCCGGUAACCCAUGUAAUAUGCAUCUUUUAGACUUAAACAAUAGAUGUUCCGCAUCCAUUGAAAAGGCUAACUUGAAAGCUAUGCAAUUCAAUACAAUCGGUGUUUCUGAUGGUAUCUCUAUGGGUACUAAAGGUAUGAGAUAUUCCCUACAAAGUAGAGAAAUCAUUGCUAACUCUUUUGAAACUAUCAUGAUGGCUCAACAUUACGAUGCAAACAUCGCUAUCCCAUCUUGUGACAAGAACAUGCCAGGUGUCAUGAUGGCUAUGGGGAGACAUAAUAGACCAUCUAUUAUGGUUUAUGGUGGUUCCAUUUUACCAGGUCAUCCAACUUGCGGUUCAUCCAAGAUCCCAGAAAAAAUUGAUGUUGUUUCCGCUUUCCAAUCAUAUGGUCAAUAUAUCUCUAAACAAUUCACUGAAGCUGAAAGACGUGACGUCGUCGAACAUUCUUGUCCAGGUCCAGGGGCUUGUGGUGGUAUGUAUACUGCUAAUACUAUGGCUUCCGCAGCUGAAGUUUUGGGUAUUACUUUACCGAAUUCUUCAUCCUUCCCAGCUGUCUCUCAACAAAAAUUAGCUGAAUGUGAUAACAUCGGUGAAAGUAUCAAGAAGACUAUGGAAUUAGGUGUCUUACCUCGUGAUAUCUUCACUAAGAAAGCAUUCGAAAACGCAAUUACUUAUGCUAUUGCUACAGGUGGUUCUACCAACGCUGUUCUACAUUUGAUUGCUGUUGCUCAUUCUGCAGGUGUUAAGAUUACACAAGAUGACUUCCAAAGAAUCAGUGAUAAGACCCCAUUAUUAGGUGAUUUCAAACCAUCCGGUAAGCAUGUUAUGGCCGAUUUACUAAAUGUUGGUGGUACUCAAGCUGUCAUUAAGUUCUUAUAUGACAACGGGUUCAUGCAUGGUGACACAAUUACAGUUACUGGUGAUACUUUGGCUGAACGUGCCGCUAAAGCUGCUCCUCUACCAAAGGAUCAAGAUAUUAUUCGUCCAUUAUCCAAUCCAAUUAAACCUACAGGUCAUUUGCAAAUCCUUUACGGUUCUUUGGCUCCAGGUGGUUCCGUUGGUAAGAUUACUGGUAAAGAAGGUACUUACUUCAAAGGUAAAGCUCGUGUCUUCGAUGAAGAAGAUGCAUUCAUUACAGCUUUAGAAAAUGGUGAAAUCAAGAAGGGUGAAAAAACUGUGGUUAUUAUUAGAUACGAAGGUCCAAAGGGUGGUCCAGGUAUGCCAGAAAUGUUGAAACCUUCUUCUGCAUUAAUGGGUUACGGUUUAGGGAAAGAUGUUGCAUUAUUAACUGACGGUAGAUUCUCUGGUGGUUCCCACGGUUUCUUGAUUGGUCAUAUUGUUCCAGAAGCUGCUCAAGGUGGUCCAAUUGGUUUAGUUAAAGACGGUGACGAAAUUGUUAUUGAUUCCGACAACAAUAAGAUUGAUUUAAUGGUUAGUGAAGAAGAAAUGGCCCAACGUAAAUCCCAAUGGGUUGCUCCAGCUCCACGUUAUACUAGAGGUACUCUAGCUGGUUACUCCAAAUUGGUUUCAGACGCCUCUUUGGGUUGUGUCUUGGACGCUGACGACGCUGAUGUGUAA
Naumovozyma dairenensis CBS 421 is the source of this 1773-nucleotide messenger RNA. RefSeq names its product dihydroxy-acid dehydratase ILV3 (gene ILV3). The coding region runs from base 1 to 1773 and encodes 590 amino acids. NCBI's taxonomy places the organism in Eukaryota, Fungi, Ascomycota, Saccharomycetes, Saccharomycetales, Saccharomycetaceae. Gene Ontology annotation, biological process: branched-chain amino acid biosynthetic process. Gene Ontology annotation, molecular function: dihydroxy-acid dehydratase activity. Gene Ontology annotation, cellular component: mitochondrion. The record is from RefSeq and is a predicted model, not a curated record. The transcript has a single exon.